AAGAGCACCAUCCUGGGUUUUAUCAGCAACUUCGGACAGAUACCCAAGCAGCUCUUCAUAUGCCCAAGGGAAAAGUUCAUCAGGAAGAGAUUCUGUUCUUUCCGUUCACUCAGGUGGAAUUCUGCCUCCUUUUAUGAGCAGCCUGCAAAAUCUGAAGCUCUCGCCAGUUACAAUAAAAGACUAUCCCAAGGGACCUGUUGGGCACAUUGUUCAUACUGAGAAAGGCAUUUUCGCUGUCCCAAAAAAUAAAGUUUUGGUUCCUCCUCUUUGGAGCAAAACAUUCUGCUGGGGAUUUGAGGACUUCACCUGCUGCUUUGGCAACUAUGGGUCUGAGAAGAAUGUGACUACAUUUGAGUGCAUGGCAGACUGGGGAAAGUGCCUCUGUGCUGUGUGUCCCUCAGCAACUACCAUAAUCACGUCUGGAACAAGCUCAGUUGUGUGUGUCUGGGAACUUUCAUUGGUCAAGGACAAAGUGAAAUGUCUAAACUUGAGGCAGGCUUUGUAUGGGCACACUCAGGCAGUCACCUGCCUUGCUGCAUCUGUGACCUACAGCAUCUUCGUGAGUGGGUCUGAUGACAAGACCUGCAUCAUUUGGGACCUGAACCAGCUCACUUAUAUAAACCAGCUUCCUGUCCAUGAGGCAAGCCUCUGUUCUGUUGCCAUCAACAAUUCAACAGGUGCUAUUAUCUCUUGUGCUGGAUCUUACCUGUAUCUGUGGACAGUCAAUGGCCAGCUUCUUGCAAGCAUUAACACCACCUGCAGCCCCAAAAGCCGUAUUGUUUGCUGCUGCUUUGCCGAAGUGAUGGACUGGGACACACACAGCAUCAUGAUCACAGGAAGCACAGAUGGAGUGGUGAGGCUGUGGAAGACUGAAUACACCAAUACCCCAGGCCAAGCUGCUGGGCUGAGACUGCAGAGAGGCAUGAUGGAAGAGCCAGGGAACAUAGGCAAUUAUGGGCUGUAUUAUAUCCUGGAAGCAAGAAAUUCCUCCAAGCUCCUAGUUGGUGAUGACUGGGGAAGAGUCUACUGCUGGUCUGUGGACGGUGGAGAUGGAGAAAGUGUGAAAAAUCAAGAUCCUUAA
Eurypyga helias (sunbittern) is the source of this 1081-nucleotide messenger RNA. RefSeq names its product WD repeat- and FYVE domain-containing protein 4-like. NCBI's taxonomy places the organism in Eukaryota, Metazoa, Chordata, Aves, Eurypygiformes, Eurypygidae. The transcript has 10 exons. Gene Ontology annotation, molecular function: protein binding. The record is from RefSeq and is a predicted model, not a curated record. The coding region runs from base 134 to 1081 and encodes 315 amino acids.